UCUUUCUUGUCUCUCUCUAAACCCUCACAACCUGGAACGCUAUUUCUCUCAAUACUGAAUCUGGCGCAUACCCAUUUCGCCCUUCUCCGCCAUACUCGAAUCCCUUGAUCUAAACCCUCAACCCCCUUUUUAGUAACUGAGGCAAGCAAUGUGAGGUAAAGUUCCCACCUUUAUCCCCCAAACUUCCUUAUAAUGGUGGCUGCCAUUUCUGAAACUGCAGCAGCUUCAACCGACCCAUUGCCCUCGAAAUCCACCAAUGGCACCACCACCACCACCUCUACCAUACCUAGAAGACCCAAGGGGAGGCAAGUUUCUUCAAGGUACAUGUCUCCUUCACCCUCCACCUCCACCACCACCACUUCAACCUCAACUACUUCAACUUCUUCGUCUUCCACUUCUUCUAGAAGGUUCCCUUCUCCUCUACUCUCUCGCUCAACCAAUUCGUCUCAUCCUCCUUCAACUCCUCUCCUUCCCAACCGUUCCCAAUCUGUGGGCCGACGCAGGCCCAGCAGGCCCAUGACUCCGGUUCCCGACAAUGCCGCUGCCGAUGUCUCCUCCGCCGCCGCUAAGCUUCUUGUCAGUUCCACGCGGAGCCUCUCCGUUUCGUUCCAAGGGGAGGCGUUCUCGCUUCCGAUCAGCAAGGCCAAGGCCUCCGCCACCGCCACGCCGCCUUCUUCCGGCAACUCCAGGAAGGCCGCUGCGACUCCGGAGCGACGGAGGUCAACUCCCGUGAGAGGAGAUCAAGGGGAAAAUUCAAGGCCAGGAGAUCAGCACCGGUGGCCGGGUCGGACCCGGAACCCGAACGCAGGUCCGAAUAGCCUCUAUAGGAGUGUAGAUUGCACUGUUGGAAAUGGGGCUGGGAAAGUGGUGCGUGCAUUGCAGCAAUCGAUGGUUUUGGAUGGUGGUGGCAGUAGAAGGGCUUCUUUUGGUGGUGGGGUUGCAGGGUUGAGUUUGGAUUUGGGAAAAGCUGAGUUGUUGAAGAGUGACGAUAAUAAGCAUAAUAAUCAUCAUCAUGAGUCUCCAUUGGUUCCUAGUGAUCUCACUGCUUCUGCUUCUGAUAGUGAUAGUGUUUCCUCUGGUAGCACUUCAGGUGUGCAGGAUUAUCCUUCUGCUGCUGCUAAGCCUCGCGGCAUUGUUGUUUCUGCCAAGUUUUGGCAGGAGACUAAUAGCCGCCUGCGCCGCCUGCAGGAUCCCGGUUCACCAUUGUCAACAAGCCCUGUCUCUAGAAUGGUUGGUACAGCAAAGAAUUCUCAGUUGAGAAGGUAUAAUAGUGGUGGCCCUGUCUUGUCUCCAAGAACCAUGGCUUCUCCUAUCAGGGGUAAUCCAGCGCGGCCUGCUUCACCAAGUAAACUUUGGGCAUCUUCUACAUCCUCGCCUUCGAGGGGGAUUGCCAGUCCUGUUAGGGUCAGAAGUGCUGUUGCCAGCUCCAUCAGUAGUAAUUCUAGUAGUACACCUUCUAUUCUCAGCUUCUCUGCUGAUGUGAGAAGAGGGAAGAUAGGGGAAGAUCGGAUAUUCGAUGCACAUACAUUGAGGCUUCUGUAUAAUCGCUAUGCGCAGUGGCGGUUUGUUAAUGCAAGGGCAGAUGCUACCUUCAUGGUUCAGAAACUGAGUGCAGAGAGGCAUUUGUGGAAUGCAUGGGUUACAAUUUCAGAACUUAGGCAUUCAGUCAUACUUAAAAGAAUCAAGCUGGUGUUGCUGAGGCAAAAGUUGAAGCUAACUUCCAUCCUAAAGGGACAGAUUUCUUAUUUGGAAGAAUGGGCCCAUCUAGAUAGAGAUCACGCCAAUUCUUUGCUUGGAGCAACUGAAGCUUUGAAGGCCAGUACCCUCCGUCUUCCGGUUGUUGAAAAAGCAGUAGCGGAUGUACCAAAUCUAAAGGAUGCUCUGGGGUCAGCAGUUGAUGUGAUGCAGGCAAUGGCAUCCUCUAUAUACUCUCUCUCAUCAAAGCAGGUGGAAGAAACUAACUGCUUGGUGGCGGAAAUCGUGAAGGUGACCUCAAAGGAAAGGUUUUUGCUUGAGCAAUGCAAGGACUUUUUGUCCUCAUUAGCAGCCAUGCAGGUGAAGGAUUGUAGUUUAAGAACGCAUAUGUUACAACUAUCUCGAGUACCAAGUUGCAGCUGCCUGACAACACAUGUGUAGAAAGAAAGAACUCAACUGAUCCUUAUUUGACAGACUGCUCACUCUUAAUGCUAACACUACUCUCAGCCUUUUUAUUUUCCACGGGGUGGAGAUGAGAUGAUAACACACAACAACCAACAAGGUAAUAAUCAUGGAGAGUUAACAGCUGGUGUUUUGGUAUUUCAUUUGACAAGUUUUGGAGCCUCGUUCUGGUGUGGUCUUGUAAUGUGUCUUUGUGUGUAGUAUAUCUUUGUGUCUUGGAUUUCGAUUUACUAAGAAAAAAGGAAAAAUAGGUGGCUUUCCUCUCUCAGUAGUUAGCUAGAGUUGUAUACAAUUACCUUGUCACUUGUCAUCUGAGGAAAGCUGUGUCUAUGUAUAUAAAUCUAUACUAUAUGUAAUCAACUAAUCAUUGUUUAUUAGGGAGUAUGUCGCCUACU
Messenger RNA from Arachis stenosperma, 2552 nucleotides. RefSeq names its product QWRF motif-containing protein 2. Gene Ontology annotation, molecular function: microtubule binding. Gene Ontology annotation, cellular component: cytoplasm; nuclear microtubule; centrosome. The transcript has 6 exons. Gene Ontology annotation, biological process: spindle assembly; centrosome cycle. The record is from RefSeq and is a predicted model, not a curated record. NCBI's taxonomy places the organism in Eukaryota, Viridiplantae, Streptophyta, Magnoliopsida, Fabales, Fabaceae. The coding region runs from base 193 to 2136 and encodes 647 amino acids.